Bufo bufo (common toad) is the source of this 3354-nucleotide messenger RNA. It is a transcript of the gene WEE1, whose product is annotated as WEE1 G2 checkpoint kinase. The transcript is spliced from 11 exons. The coding region runs from base 258 to 1985 and encodes 575 amino acids. NCBI's taxonomy places the organism in Eukaryota, Metazoa, Chordata, Amphibia, Anura, Bufonidae. Gene Ontology annotation, molecular function: non-membrane spanning protein tyrosine kinase activity; ATP binding; magnesium ion binding. Gene Ontology annotation, cellular component: nucleus. Gene Ontology annotation, biological process: protein phosphorylation; mitotic cell cycle. The record is from RefSeq and is a predicted model, not a curated record.
UCUCCCAUUGGCCCGCCCCCUGCUCCACCUCCUGUGACUAACGGUCGCGCCAGGCUGAGGCUGACUGGACGGAGUAUCGCUGACUGAACGGCUGGAUCACACCCAGGAUUGAACCGAGUGACGCGCCCUAGCGCCCGGACACAGCCGCCCCGGUCCCCGUAUCAUGGUGAGCGCCCCAGGGCGUGUUCUGCUGACGCACCGCCCGGGGAAGGAGAGCCGUUUGACCCGCAGCUUCUCCCGGUGACAGCGCCGCGAUAAUGAGUUACCCGGACAUCCGCCAGAAGCUGAUGUUCUCCGCCAGCGACUUUGAGGAGGAGGACGGCAACAGCACGGGCGAGGACUCGGCCUUCCAGGAGUCGGACUCCCCCAGCGGGCAGCCCCCGCACGAGAGCCCCGGGAUGAGGCCCUGGGACGACGACGAGGAAGAAGAAGAAGAGGAGGAGGAGGAGGGCAUCGGCUCCUCUCCUGUCAAGUCCCCCGGAGACUUCUUCACCUGCGGCUCCCCGUACGGGCGACAGCUGCGGGAGGGCUCCAGCUCCCCGCUCCCGGACUGCCCGGGCACCCCGCCCCACAAGACCUUCCGCAAGCUGCGCCUCUUCGACACCCCGCACACCCCAAAGAGUUUACUCUCCAAAGCCCGCGGCCUGGGCUCCAGCGGAUUGAGGAACAGAGGAGUCGCCCUGUUCAGAGACCUGGAAAAGUCAGACAAGAGGGACUGCGUGUACCUCGCCCCCCAAGUGAACAUCAACCCCUUCACCCCUGUGUCCUUGGAUCUGCAGGGCUCCAACGAAGGCUGCCGGAGGAGGAAGAGGGCGCACUGGAACGACUCCUGUGGUGAAGAUAUGGAAGGCAGCGACUGUGAGCUGAUGGAGGAAAGCAUCCGACCAGCUAAGAGGAUCACCAUUACGGAGAGUAACAUGAAGUCCCGCUACGCCAUCGAGUUCCACGAGCUGGAGAAGAUCGGCUCUGGAGAGUUUGGGGCGGUAUAUAAAUGUGUCAAGAGGCUCGACGGCUGCGUCUACGCCAUUAAACGCUCCAAGAAGCCCCUGGCCGGUUCCGUGGAUGAGCAGAAUGCAUUGCGGGAAGUGUAUGCUCACGCUGUGCUGGGGCAGCAUCCACAUGUAGUGCAGUAUUAUUCAGCGUGGGCCGAGGAUGAUCACAUGCUUAUUCAGAACGAGUAUUGUAAUGGAGGAAGCUUAGCAGACGCCAUCAGUGAGAACUACCGCACCAUGUGCUACUUGACGGAGCCCGAGCUGAAGGACCUGCUGCUCCAGGUGGCCCGGGGCCUGAAGUACAUCCACUCCAUGUCUCUGGUGCACAUGGAUAUAAAGCCCAGCAACAUAUUCAUCUCUCGGACAAAGGUUCCCAGCACGACGAUGGAUGAAGCAGACGACGAGGAUGGCGGCCCCCGAAAAGUGACCUAUAAAAUAGGUGACCUCGGCCACGUGACCCUCGUGUCCAGUCCACAGGUGGAGGAAGGUGAUAGUCGUUUUCUGGCCAAUGAAGUCUUACAGGAGGAUUAUUCUCACUUGGCGAAAGCUGACAUUUUUUCUCUUGCCUUGACGGUCUGGUGCGCUGCAGGGGCCGAACCGCUCCCAACUAAUGGGGACCUGUGGCAUGAAAUUCGGCAAGGCAAGCUGCCCAAUGUGCCGCAGGUGCUGUCCCAGGAGUUCAUGGAUCUAAUCAAGCUCAUGGUUUCUCCAGAUCCAGAGAAACGGCCUUCAUCUGCGGCCCUUGUCAGACACUCUGUUCUCCUGUCUGCGUCACGGAAGAGCGCCGAGCAGCUGAGGAUAGAGCUGAAUGCCGAGAAGUUUAAGAACGCGCUUCUACAGAAGGAACUGAAGAAAGCUCAGAUAGCAAAAGCUGCAGCAGAGGAGCGAGCGCUAUUUCCUGACAGAAUGACCACGCGAUCCACGUCACAGAACAGAACCACCCGCCUCAUAGGCAAGAAAAUGAACCGCUCAGUCAGCUUGACUAUAUAUUGAUGUGUAUAUAGACUGGGGAGCUUUUGACGACCGUGGCUGAUCGGAAGCCUUCUUGCUGAUUUCACGUCUUUUUAAUUCGUCCGUGGAAAUGAUGGUUCAGUCGAUGAUUCGCUCCCGGACCUUUUUAGACGUAUGUAGUCAAUGACAUUGGCCCAGGCAGCAGUUGCCACGAUUGCCAUCAUGUCCGGCUUGGCUCCUGGAGGAUGGUGCUGAGCCCUGGCCUAAGGCUGCAGUGCCACAUGUGUGGCAUUCCGGGCGUGACGUGGUUUAAGAAGCGUUUUCUGGAUGUCCUCUUCAGUUCCACAUUUUCUUCACCUCCAUAGGGGGUUAAUUACUACGUGAAAGGAAGUGGAGCCGUCAGUGGAAGAGACUAUUGUGACGCUGACAUCAUUACUAUAAUGUGACACUUCUUUAUUACUGUAGUUUACCGUUCCUUUAGUGGAAAUUCAGCGGAUUGUACUAAUACGGUAUCUUCGAUGCUUCUUGUAAAUGUGUAUGAUACGUUUUUUUCUUUCUGGUAAGUUCCAAUGUAUAAAAGUUUAGUCUGUAGCGCAGAAGCCUUGGCGCCAGCAGUUGCUUGUACCUUGGUAUAUUUUUUUUUUACUUGUAUAUUUGACUUUGAGCACUUUCUCUGCACCCGGUGAAUCCUUGGAGAACGCCUUGUAUUUACCAUGUGAAACUUGCUGCUAUUAGGUUUUGUCUUUUGCUGUACAAAUUGUAGCAUUAAACAAUCAUGGAUGGUAACCCCCAUGCUAGUGACACGUGGCCGCCCGCUAGUGCGGGGGUGCAAACGCCAACUUCUCUUGGAUGUCCCAUGCACCUUUAUUGUACAGUCUUGUUCAUACUGGAAAUGUCAGUUUUGUGCGUCCCAUGUGUUGUGUGUUGUAUAGUUUUGGGUCUCGGCCCAAAAUGAUAGGCUCCAAGUCUCGCCUGUUCAGACGGAUCGCUGCACUUGGUGCUGUUCUGCGACUUGUAGGGAGAGGUCAUCUGCGGCAGGCCCACCAUAUUGAGGAGCAUUGCAGAGUAUAGGCUGCAGGCGUCUAUGGGAUGAGAGAUCUCCUCCAUGUGCUGAGGUUGGUCUGACUCCGGGCCUAUAGAGGUGUAGGACGCCGUGCCAUCCCGGUACUGGGGCAGAUCCAGCGGAUUGUAGGAAGCCUCCCGACUCCUUCACUUCUGAAGAAAUCCAUUGUGAUCGUUUCCAGGUCCAUUAAAUGCUCAUUUGGAAACUGUUAAUUCCUGUCAUUAAUUUUCAAUUGCCAAAUGUGAGGCCUUCAGCUUGUGUCACCGCUGUCUCGCUCUUACAAUUUCUUGGAUGAUUAUGUAAAUCCAGACGAUUCUCUGUAAAUAAAGUUCCUGUGCCUUCCUCCUC